AUGCUUUCCUAUCUUUGCUUUGUUUUCUCCAAUAUUGUUUUCAUCUAUCUAUCUCUAUUCUUAGCUAGCUAUCUGUCUGUCUGUCGGUCUGUCCUUUCAAACCUAUCUAUCUAUAUUAUCUAUCUAUCUAUCAUCUAUCUAUCUCAGUCACUUCAUAUCUAUUCAUCUAUCUAUCUAUCUAUCUCACAGAGGGCUUCUCACUGGACUCUUCUUCUCUUCUUCUUCUUCUUCUUCUUCUCCUUCCUUCCCUUUCUUCUUCCUCCUCCUCCUCCCUCCUUCUUUCUUCUCCCUCCUUCUCCUUCUUCUUCUACCUCCUCCCCUCCUCUUCCUCCUCAUCCCCCUCCUCCUCCUUCUUCUUCCCUCCUCCUCUUCUUCCUCCUCCCCUCCUCCCUCCUUCUUCUUCUUCUUCUUCUCCUCCUCCUCCUUCUUCCUCCUCCUCCUUCUUCUUUCCUCCUCCUCCUCCUUCCUUCUUCUCCUCCUCCUCCUCCUCCCUCCCUCCCUCCCUCCUCCUCCUUUCUUCUUCUUCUUCUUCUUCUCUUCAUCUUCUUCCUCCUCCUCCUCCUCCUUCUUCUUCUUCUCAUCCUCCUCCUUUUCUCCUCCUUCCUCCUCCUCCUCCUUCUCCUUCUUCUUCUUUUCUUCUUCUUCUUUGUUUCUUGGUUCUUUCUUUUUUUUUAUUUUUUGCUUCUACUGCUUCUACUCCACCUUUUUUCUUUUCUUUCUCUUUUUUAUUCUUCCUCUUUUUCUUUUAUUCUUCUUCUUCUUCUUCUUCUUUUUUCUACUCCUCCUCCUUCUUCUUCUUCUUUUUGCUUCACCCUCUUCCCUUCUUCUUCUUCUUCUUCUUCUUCUGCAUCAUUUUCUUUUUCUUCUUCACUUUUCAUUUUAUCUACCUUUUUCCUUCCCUCUUCUUCUUUUCUUCUUCUUUUUGCUGCUUUUUCUUCUUUUCUCACUUUCUUUUUCAUCUUUUCCUCUUUCUUUCCUUUUGCUUCUACCUCUUCUCCUUCUUUCUUCUUCUUCUUCUGCUUUUUUCAUUCCUCCUCAUCUUCUUCAUCUUCUUCGUCGUCUAUCUUCUUCUUUUUUUUCAGUAAUUUUUUCUUUCUUCUUCUUCUUUUCAAUUUUUCUUUUCUUCUUCUUCUUUUUCUAAUUCUUCUUUUCUUCUUUUUUCUAAUUCUUCUUCUUUUCUUCUUCUUUUUCAAUUCUUUUCUUUCUUCUUCUUCUUUUCUAAUUCUUCUUUUCUUCUUCUUUUUCUAA
Molecule: messenger RNA, 1248 nt
Organism: Acanthosepion pharaonis
Lineage: Eukaryota; Metazoa; Mollusca; Cephalopoda; Sepiida; Sepiidae
Source: the annotation of a GenBank genome assembly